Molecule: messenger RNA, 4728 nt
Organism: Peromyscus maniculatus bairdii (prairie deer mouse)
Lineage: Eukaryota; Metazoa; Chordata; Mammalia; Rodentia; Cricetidae
Gene: Fer
Product: FER tyrosine kinase
Biological process (GO): peptidyl-tyrosine phosphorylation
Molecular function (GO): non-membrane spanning protein tyrosine kinase activity; ATP binding
Source: RefSeq, a predicted model, not a curated record
AGCGCGAUUGGCUGUAGAGACUCGCGACGGCGGCUCCUAUUGGCUGGGGCAGCCCCCGUGACGCCGGGUGGCGACUGGCUCCCGGGUCUGAGGGGCUCCUGCUUGUCAGGUUCUAGAGAUGUGCUGACUAGCAGGCUCACUUGUACGGUGUAGAAGACAAGCAGUACCUUACAAAAUGGGAUUUGGGAGUGACCUGCGGAACUCACAGGAAGCUGUGUUAAAGUUGCAGGACUGGGAAUUACGGUUCCUGGAAACAGUGAAGAAAUUUAUGGCCCUGAGAAUAAAAAGCGAUAAAGAAUAUGCAUGCAAUUUACAGAAUCUCUGUAAUCAAGUUGAUAAAGAAAGCACUGUGCAGGUGAAUUACGUCAGUAAUGUGUCCAAGUCUUGGCUACUGAUGAUUCAGCAGACAGAGCAGCUUAGUAGGAUAAUGAAGACGCACGCAGAGGACCUGAACUCCGGGCCCUUGCACAGGCUCACCAUGAUGAUCAAGGACAAACAGCAGGUGAAGAAGAGCUACGUGGGCAUCCACCAGCAGAUAGAGGCAGAGAUGAUCAAGGUCACAAAGACAGAAUUGGAGAAAUUAAAAUCCAGCUAUCGACAGUUAAUAAAAGAAAUGAAUUCUGCCAAAGAGAAAUAUAAAGAAGCCUUAGCCAAAGGGAAGGAAACAGAAAAGGCCAAGGAGCGCUAUGACAAAGCUACAAUGAAGCUUCAUAUGCUGCAUAAUCAGUAUGUAUUGGCACUGAAGGGGGCCCAGCUCCAUCAGAGUCAGUAUUACGAUACCACACUUCCUCUGCUGCUGGACUCUGUGCAAAAGAUGCAAGAAGAAAUGAUAAAAGCACUAAAAGGUAUAUUUGAUGAAUAUAGCCAGAUAACAAGCCUUGUUACAGAGGAAAUAGUGAAUGUCCAUAAAGAGAUUCAGAUGUCCGUCGAACAGAUAGACCCUAGCACAGAAUAUAAUAAUUUCAUAGAUGUUCACAGAACAACAGCUGCUAAAGAACAAGAAAUCGAAUUUGAUACUUCCUUAUUAGAAGAAAAUGAAAACCUUCAGGCAAAUGAGAUCAUGUGGAAUAAUUUAACAGCAGACAGUUUGCAAGUAAUGCUGAAGACUUUAGCAGAAGAGCUCACGCAGACACAGCAGAUGCUCUUAAACAAGGAGGAGGCUGUCCUGGAGCUGGAGAAGAGGAUUGAAGAAUCUUCUGAGACCUGUGAAAAGAAGUCUGACAUUGUGCUGCUUCUGGGCCAAAAACAGGCACUUGAAGAGUUGAAGCAGUCAGUCCAGCAGUUGAGAUGCACUGAGGCAAAGUGUGCAGCACAGAAGGAAUUAUUGGAGCAAAAAGUACAAGAAAAUGACGGGAAAGAACCGCCUCCCGUGGUGAAUUACGAAGAAGAUGCGCGAUCAGUCACAUCGAUGGGGUUUGAUUCACUGUGUGAAGAAUGCGACCAGAGAAGGACACAGAGACAACCCAAAUGGAUUUCUUCCAACACUAAGAAGGAGCGAAAAGAGAGGCUAUCCAAAUUUGAAUCUAUUCGUCAUUCAAUUGCUGGAAUAAUUAGGUCUCCAAAAUCGGCUCUGGGCUCAUCAACACUCUCUGAAAUGACCUCUAUGAGUGAGAAGCCCCUGGCGGAGCAUGACUGGUACCAUGGCGCAAUCCCCAGGAUAGAGGCCCAAGAGCUACUGAGGCAGCAAGGAGACUUCUUGGUGCGCGAGAGCCAUGGGAAACCCGGUGAAUAUGUCCUUUCUGUGUACUCAGAUGGGCAGAGGAGACACUUCAUCAUACAGUUUGUCGAUAAUCUGUAUCGAUUUGAGGGCACUGGGUUUUCAAACAUCCCUCAACUUAUAGAUCACCACUUCUCAACAAAACAGGUCAUCACCAAGAAGUCUGGGGUGGUUCUGCUGAAUCCUAUUCCUAAGGAUAAGAAAUGGAUUCUCAAUCAUGAAGAUGUUACAUUGGGAGCAUUACUGGGCAAGGGGAAUUUUGGUGAAGUAUAUAAAGGGACACUAAAGGAUAAAACUGCUGUUGCUGUUAAAACGUGCAAAGAAGAUCUUCCUCAGGAAUUAAAAAUCAAAUUUUUACAGGAAGCCAAAAUUCUCAAGCAAUAUGAUCACCCCAAUAUUGUCAAACUUAUAGGCGUGUGCACACAGAGACAACCUGUCUACAUCAUUAUGGAACUGGUUCCAGGAGGUGAUUUCCUGUCCUUUCUGAGGAAGAGGAAGGAUGAACUAAAGCUCAAGCAGCUAGUCAGGUUUUCCUUGGAUGUUGCAGCUGGCAUGUUGUAUCUCGAGAGCAAGAACUGUAUACACAGGGACCUGGCUGCAAGAAACUGCCUGGUAGGUGAAAAUAAUAUUCUGAAAAUCAGUGAUUUUGGAAUGUCUCGGCAAGAAGAUGGCGGAAUAUAUUCAUCCUCUGGCUUAAAGCAGAUUCCCAUUAAAUGGACAGCACCAGAAGCUCUUAAUUACGGGAGAUACAGCUCUGAAAGUGACGUGUGGAGCUUUGGCAUCCUCCUCUGGGAGACCUUCAGCCUAGGAGUCUGUCCAUACCCUGGAAUGACAAACCAGCAGGCCCGGGAGCAGGUGGAAAGAGGAUACCGGAUGUCAGCCCCACAGAACUGUCCAGAGGAGAUUUCUAAAAUCAUGAUGAAGUGUUGGGAUUACAAGCCUGAGAACCGCCCUCGGUUCAGCGACCUUCACAAAGAGCUCACUGCCAUCAAGAAGAAAAUCACAUAGUGCCGGCCAGGGCCAGACUCCACCUGCAGGACUCUGUCCUCAGCCACCCCGACCUUACACCACCUUACUGCAGCCAUCUUGGAAGGUUAUGUUUUUUAUUAACCGGGUUUUUAAAAGUCCGUUCCACUUUAAAAAUAUGUUAAAGGCAAAUUUAUUCAAGAAAUAAACAGUCCUACCCAGGGCCGUAUUAGCUAACCACAGAACCCUACCGUGUGAGGCCACUGUAAAGAGAAAAGCACAGGUCUAACUGAGAAGAUAAAAGGCCUAUGUUUUCAUGCCUAGGACCACUCAUGCUCCGCCAAGGUUUUCUACUUGAGGCACAGCCCGUGGGCUACUGUCUUCUGCCACAGGCCCUCCUCAGUUGGUGCUAUAAACAACAGCGUUGGUAGCGCAUGCUCGCAGGACGCGUUCCCACCACAGUUGGCUCUCUCCUCUGCCAAGUCGAGAUUGUAUCUAUAAAUAUAAUCAUAUAUUGGGAAUUACUUGGACCUCCUAGGGUUUUUCUUUUCUUUCCUGUCAGAACAAGCCCGGGGAGAACAUCACACCCCUGCCAUUUUGUCUUUUACCUCCUCAGUCCAGGCUGCAGAAAAUGGUGCUUGGAAAAUUCCCAGAGAGCACACAGAAUGGAGGCAGCAGCUCCCGCAGGACACUGCAGAGGACAGGGAUGACAAGAAGUGUGUGACCAGGAGGGCAGGCUGGGGGAAUAGCAGCUAGCCAGUGCCCGACAGGGGAAGAAAACAACAGCCUGCUUGCCUUCCAGACUUGCACCUUUACAAUACACUGUAUCUGUGGUCUGAGUUCCCUAACGAAGCCCAGAACAUGUCUCAGGAGCUCAUGGAGUCCAGAGGAGACUUUCUGAGAGAUCCUGAGGUCGGCAGAAGGAACAGCAUGACCUUAAUCGUGUACCUUCAUCCUAGGGGACAACCCAGAAUGGAAUUACCGUCAUUUGUGCCAGUUCCUGAACCAUGGCUCCCAUCCACAUACAUCUACUGAAGUGCACAGUAGCUAUGAAUGAAAUAGAUGAACGAGAAAUCAAGUAACUGUCAAUGAAGAAACCCUAGGGCACCCACACUUCCAUCUCCUCUUUUCAUCUAAAGGCAGUACCCGGAAAUCUUACUGAUAGCUCAUGGAUAUGCAAGCACACACAUCUUUAAAGGUGUCUCCUGUGUAUCAAGUGUAGGGCAGUUCAGUCUAAGAUUUGGUUGAAGUGAAUCUUAGCUGUGUGCAGGGAACUUCCCCAUGAUCUAUCCACAGUUGUCUCAGGAUCAGUGUGUCUGGGGGAUAGUCUCACUCAGGGGAAGAUGUGGCCCGGAAGCCUUCACUAAGUCCUCAGGCCUGGGUCCAGACCGCCAUCGCUUUAGAGACUACUGAGUCUGUAUUAAAGAGCUCACGACGGCAAGUCCCGCCCUCCCGGGUGUGUAGAGCACAGACCAGACUCCAAAGAGAAGAAUGGCUCGUAUCUGUCAUUCCACCCUCCUUGCUCAUUUUAUACGCAUGUAAUGAUCAUACGUGCAGACUACAGAAAAGGGCGUAUGAGCCUGCCCACAGCAGUACACUGCCCCACACAGAGCAGCCCCGUCAUCGGCACCCACCGCACUCCCGCAGGUCAGACACCACACACAAGCUUAGCUCCCAUGUCAUGGCACACACCACGGAAACCCAAGUGCAGACUCCAGAAUUCAGACUCGGUGCUGUGCUGCUCUCCAGGCAUCUGCCGGCCCUCGGAGAUAAGACGUUCCCUUUUCAGGGUUUCCAAGUGAAUCUGUCUAUAAUACAAUUUUUGUCCACGAGAAAGAAAGAACAGCCUCUCAGAACUACACUCCCGGCCACGGAAAGGAGACUGACUUGGCUCUAACUCUGUGAACAAGACCCGAAGCUUAAUCCUUGCAUUCUGCUUUAAAGAGAACAUGGCAUUGAUAAUUUCACUCAUCUCGGCUGUUGGGAUUUGCAAUUCACAUCAAAACUCUUUGCUUAAAUUAAAAAGGCUUUUCAAAACAUCGUGA